Saccharomycopsis crataegensis is the source of this 3024-nucleotide messenger RNA. RefSeq lists its product as uncharacterized. The transcript has a single exon. Gene Ontology annotation, molecular function: RNA binding. The coding region runs from base 1 to 3024 and encodes 1007 amino acids. Gene Ontology annotation, cellular component: cytoplasm. The record is from RefSeq and is a predicted model, not a curated record. Lineage: Eukaryota; Fungi; Ascomycota; Saccharomycetes; Ascoideales; Saccharomycopsidaceae.
AUGGAUAGAUACAACCAGUUCACUUACUACAGAUCAGAUGCCAAUGUCCCAAUUAUCCAUCUGGACUUUGGCAAAAAUCCUCUGAUCAACUUAAAGUCCACUAGUUCUCACAAAAAUAAAAUCCUUUCUGAUGUCACCAACAAAUAUGGUAGACAUAACACAACAACGAAAUUGAACAGCAAACCAAAGAUCGAAACAACAGUGAUCAAAUCAAGAACCGGAGAAUCCCAUCUGCAAAAAUUUUCAACCAUUUUAUCCUUGAAAGCCGUUUCUUUUGCAAAACCAAAUGUUUCUGAAUGUGAAUUGUAUUACCAAACCACCAACACUGAUUUCUGGAAGAAAAAUGAUAAAGGCAUGCUCGCCCUUAGCAAUGUCCAAUUGAUGAAGAACUUUCUCAAAAAACAAACCAAGUUGCGCGAAUCAAUGUCAAUCCUAACCAGUGAUUCCUACAAUGAAAAUUUGAAUGUUAAAGUUUCAGCCCCUUCUUUAGAAUCAUUGAUUGAUAUCCAAAAUAAGCUUUUUUCUCUUGUCAAGCAAUACAAUUACCGUAAAUUGCUUAUCAACUCUAGCUUUUUUAACGAUCAUCUACUUGAUUUGAAGACUUCGAAGCUUAACUCCGGCUUCAUCAAAACAUUGGACUCAAUCUCCAAGUUCUUCAACGUCGAGAUCUUUUUGUCGGACUCCAAAUCUCUUUUCAAUGGUCAAUCCCUUGAUUCAAAUAACAAUUUUUACUUGUACGUUGUUGGUACGGAAUCCGACGUCAGCGCUGCUGAGUUACGAUGCAAAUUGCUCAUUGAUGAUCUCAAAAAUUUAAAAAUUGACUCCAUUGAUGUUGACUUGAGUCUAAUCAACUUGAUCGGUGGUAAUAAAUUAGAAAAUUUUAGAAAUGUCAUCAAGCAGACCGGGAUUUUUAUUUAUAUGCCUGAAUUAUUUUCAAUAUCACCUGUUCCAUCUGAUACUUCGUCCAAUAACUAUGUUGACAACAACAAGAUAUUUCUAUCAGGUAUUGAGUCUCAAAUCUUGAAUGCCAAAUAUUUGUUGAAGAACUUGAAGUCCAGGGUAGAAAAUAACUUGUUUUUCAAAGACUUGAGAAUUAAUAAAACAAGAAUGAACUACAUGUUGCUAAAUGAAGCAACUUCAAUUAACAAGAUCAUGUAUAACAAUGGCUCAUUCAUUCAGUUUCCAGACUUGAGCUCAUCCAGCGAUUUGAUCAGAAUUCAGGCAAACAACGAAUAUUUUGUUGAAAAGACCUUGAAAGAGAUAGCAGAAUUGCAGAACAAAAUUUAUGAGUUAGAAAUUAAUAUCGAAUGUUCAGUAAUCGAUCAAAAGAAAAUUAGCUCCGUUUUCACCGAAAUUUGCUUCGUCACUAAUACCUGGAUUUUAAUGAAUUAUGAAAAAUCUUGCUAUAAGAUUGUUGGGAACAAUUCUAAUGUUAAACGAGCUUUGCAAAUGUUUUCUAAUUUGAAGGACUCAUUAUCAAAUCCUCCAGUUGCUUUGAAUGGAGUUGAUGAACUUGAUUUCAACAACAACUUGUCUACUCUAACCAAUGAAGUGAACAGUACUGGGAAUAAUGUUGGUGCUCAGUUUGAAUACAAAUUUAAGAUUGAACUAUUGAACGGAGAAAAGGAGUUUAUUUGUGGGAAGAAAAACGGGAAACUAAUUAAAAUUAAGAAUCAGACUUCCACCAAAAUUGAAUUCAAAUCUGCUAAUGAGUAUAAUUUUAUGAUUGAAAUUUCAGGUGAUUCCAUUAAGAACUUGGAAAUGGGUAUUAACUUGCUUGAGUUGGAAUUCCCAUCUGAAAUGUCUUUUUGUAUUCCUGAAAUCUAUCAUAGACAAAUCAUUGGUAUCGGUGGUAACCUAAUUCAAUCAAUUAUGAGAAAAUAUAAUGUGUUUAUCAAGUUCUCUAAUACCUUUGAAUUGAAGCAAGAGCUGAUUAGUUUCAAAAGAUUCAAUAAUGUCUUGAUUAAGUGUCCAAACAAGAACUCCAUAAAUAUUCCAAAAGUUAAGCUUGAGCUUGAGAACUUGGUUAAGAAUUGUCAGGAAUUGAAUUUCAUAAACUUCAGACUCUCUGAAAAUCAACACAGAAUGUUCUUGAACAACUUCAAUUGCUCAAUUAUCAACGAGAUCGAAAAGAAGACAAAUAGUUUCAUUAAUUUCCCUAGCGACUUCCCAACCAACUCUAAAGGUGAUGGAUUCUAUGAAUUGAUUGAAUUGAAAGCUAUUGACACCAAAAGUGCAAUUGAUGCUUUUAAAUUAAUGUCAAAGCACAUUGCUAAUGAACAAAAAUUGAUUAUCAGCUCACCGGUUUCCAAUAGCUUCAACCUUAGCAAAAUUGCUAGCCAAUCCAAUGAGGAAUUUUUGAACAAAAUAAUAAUUCCUUUCAAGAUUUUCUUGAAUGUGGGUAUCAAGCUAUUGAAUGAUAAUGAAAUAAUUUUGACAUAUAUGGAUGUGGAAGACAAUUUGAAAGUUGCUACUGAGGCUUUGAGAAAAUUCUUGAAAGGAUAUGAUUUAAAAAUAACUGAUACCAAAGACAUUGAGCUCACAUAUCAUUUGAUUGAAACAAAGAAAAUAGCUAGCAAUUCUGGUUUCUCCAAUUCUAUGUCCAAGAAGAAGCAUAUGCAUACUCAAUCUUUGAAUAUUCAUUAUAACGCGAUUCCGUCCUAUAAACAAACUUUCAUGAGAUCUCCACCAACAUAUAGCUCAUCAUCUUCUGCUGCCAUGCAAUUCUCACCAAUUGAUUGUGACAUCAAGAAAUUCACUUUUCCUCUCAAUCAAACACCUGUGCAAACUCCUCAGGCCCAAAAGCAAAACAUGACAUUGCCUUCGGUUAAGCAUCAAUAUUAUCAGCCACAAUCUCCUCCUUCUCCUGUGGAAAUGAAGUUUCCAAACUAUCCAAUUAUAGAGUUGAAUGAGAAGAUGCAGCACAACAGUGGUAUGCUUAAUUGCAACUUGUUACCUGCCUACGACAUUAAUAAUAAAGGUAAUAAUAGCUCUAGAAAACAUACUAGAUCUUACCGAAAAUAG